Molecule: messenger RNA, 516 nt
Organism: Phytophthora nicotianae INRA-310
Lineage: Eukaryota; Oomycota; Peronosporomycetes; Peronosporales; Peronosporaceae
Exons: 1
Coding region: 52-516 (154 amino acids)
Cellular component (GO): membrane
Source: RefSeq, a predicted model, not a curated record
AGCUGCUUCGAGCGCACAAACUCACCAAAAACGACCAACUUCAGCUACACCAUGGUGGCCGGUAACGUUCGGAUGUACGUUGCGUGCAGCUCCGUGCUUUAUCUCAAGUUCCUGCUCGUCACCUUUAUCCAAGGUCCCAUGGCAUUCAAGUCGGGCAGCCGUCCGCCCGAAGAUGUCCGACUACCGAUUGCUGAAGGUCAAGAACAGAACUACGGACUGGUCCAGACGGACGACCAGGUCGUGAUCAAGGCACGUGAGCGAGUUCAUCGCUGGCAGCGCAUCGUCGCGAACGAUUUGGAGUCUAUUCCAUUCGCGUUAUUCGUCUUCGGCGGAGGGAUCUUGGCCGACAGCAACGACGUCGUGCACGCCAGCGCCUUGAUCGUCUACACGGUGUCGCGUUGCCUGCACACGUACAUGUACGCGAACGCGAUUCAGCCGCAUCGCUCCAACUGCUGGUUUGUUGGCGUCGCGGCCACGAUCGCUGGACUAGUCAAUGCGAUCGUUGCGAUCGCGUAA